Molecule: messenger RNA, 2346 nt
Organism: Meleagris gallopavo (turkey)
Lineage: Eukaryota; Metazoa; Chordata; Aves; Galliformes; Phasianidae
Gene: AGRP
Product: agouti related neuropeptide
Biological process (GO): neuropeptide signaling pathway; positive regulation of feeding behavior; adult feeding behavior
Cellular component (GO): extracellular region
Molecular function (GO): type 1 melanocortin receptor binding; neuropeptide hormone activity
Source: RefSeq, a predicted model, not a curated record
UCCCGCACCCCCACCCCGCAUCCUGGCUGAGGCCGGGCGCAGCUCAUCGCACCCGGCUCGGCUUCCAGCCCGCUCGUCUCCCCCUCUCCCAUACGGACACGUGCGGGGUGGCCUCGCUGCGGCCGCUCUUUUCCUGGAAGCGAUGCGGGCUGCUCAUUUAGCUCGUUACUGCCCGGCGGAGCACCGCAGAUUAAAAAGCUCUCAGCGCUCGGCCGCCUCGGCAAUGUUAAUGCCUUCCCAGAAGCCCGCAGCCCAUAAUGAGCCCCGCUCCAGGCUGGCGUCACUGCUGCGGGCUGAGGGCACAGGAGUGGGGUCUGCGUCCCGCUAUGGCAGCGGGGUGCUGUGCGGGGGGUUCUGAGUAGGUGCUGUGCAUGGGGACCCAGCUGGGUGUGAGGGGUGAGCAUCCCAAAUGGGUGUGAGGUAUGAGCAUCCCAAAUGGGUGUGUGAUAUGGGCAUCCCAAAUGGGUUUGUGAUAUGGGCAUCCCAGCUGGGUGCAGGGAUGUGGGUUCUAAACACAGGAAUCCCAAAUGGCUGUGAGGUGUGGCCAUCUCAGCUGGGUGCAGGAUGCAAGGAUCCCAGCUGGGUGUGGGGCUGCAGGAGGACUGAUGUGAGCAGGGUGGAUGCAGAGGUGACUCCUCCAUCCCUGCCUGGCCUCGCGGCUGUGGGGCUGGGGUUGCACCAGGCUGACUGCAGCUUCCUUUGGGCUUGGGUGCGGUGCUCGAGCACUGAGAAGCCAAAGGCACAUCCGCAUGCAGCUGUGGGACGCAGCACUCAUCCUUCCUCCUGGGGUGCAGCUGAGGCCGGGAUGCUGAGCGCUCUGAGGCUGCAGGUCCUGGAAAGGAUGAGUGAAGGAGACACAGUCAGUGCCUGGAGGAUCUGCAGCUGGGCAGUGGUGGGAGCAGAGGCUGUAAUGGGCUCUGGACUGUGGCUGGGAUCGUGCCAGGAGCUACAGGGCUUUCUCCACAGCGUGGAGAAGCGUGAGGGAGUGGGGCUGGGUGUACUCAGGCUCCUCUGGCAUCAGAGCAGCUCCUUUCCAUGGCUUUGCUGGCUCCUGAAAGCCACAGGGACAUGGGGCGCUUAGAGCAGGCAUCCCAAAGCCACAGAGUGCUGGUGGAGGAAGGGGACAGGGGCUGAUGUUGGGCCAGAAGCAUUGCUGGUGCGUGAGGAUGCAGGAGGAAGCUGUGUGUCCAUCGCUGGUCCUCUGUCCCUGGGUACCAACACAGGGGCAGCAUCGCUGCGUAGGCUUGCUUGGAUUUUGGGACGAGUGGGCACCAGCUCCUGGCUGCAGCCCCACACAGCAGCACUCCAUCCCACCCACGCCCCGCUGGUGCUUUGCCAUCCAGACAAAGCCCCGUCUGCAGCAGAGCCCACCUACCUGCUGCUUAGCGGGGUCAUGUGGCUGAGGCACUUAAUUAACGAGCAGCCGAUAUAAGUUCCCGGCGAGAUGUGGGGAGGGAGGACAUCGAGGCAGAGCGACUCUGAGCGAGCCCUGCAGAGCAGUGCCUGCAGCCCCACACCGGCUGGAGGACCAUGCUGAACGCGCUGCUGCUGUGCUACGGGCUGCUGCAGGGGAUCCAGGCCAUCCUCACCUCGGACCUCAGCCACAGCCCCCUGCAGAAGAUGAGCUCCGGGCUGGAGGAGGCAGACAGAGCCCGCUACCCCAGCCUGCUGCACAAGGCCAAGGAGCUGUCAGUGGAGCUUGCUAGAGCUACUCCCAGGCCGGACUUGGAUCAGAUGGAGGUGCAAGAAGGUGAUGAUAACCUCCUGCAGAAAAGCAGCGUGCUGGAACCACAGGUAUUGUCCACAGCCCUGCAAGCUGCAGGCAGGGAGGAGCGGAGCUCCCCUCGCCGCUGCGUCCGUCUCCUGGAGUCCUGCCUGGGCCACCAGAUCCCCUGCUGUGACCCCUGUGCCACCUGCUACUGCCGGUUUUUCAACGCCUUCUGCUACUGCAGGAAGAUCAGCACCACCUUCCCAUGCGGCAAGAACUAGUGCCUGUGCCACAGGGCUGCCCACUCGUCCCCACCAGCCUCCCCCUCUGCAGCUCCAAUAAAGCAGCAGAUAGAUAGCACUGCUAUUGCUGAGUGUGGGCUGUGCUGGGCACUGGGCUCGUGCUCUUGGGAACAAGGGGAUGCAGGACAUCCUUCCUGCCCAGGGAACACAUUGUGGUGCGGUUGGGACUGUGGGGGUCACUGAGUGCCACCAGCAGGGCCACCUCCAGCUGUGUUCAGCACCGUGUCAUAGAAUCACAGCACGGUUGGGUUGGAAGGGACCUCAAAGCCCACCCAGCCCCAAAUCCUGCUAUGGGCUGCCUACCCCUCAGCUUGGGCUGCCCAAUGCCCAUCCAUG